AUGAAGGAGGAAAUAUCACAGCUUGUGGACUCUCGAGGAAGACGACCUGCAUCCAACGACGACGCAUUCAAAUUAUACAACUUCUCAUCAUCCAUCCCAAUUUUCAGACGGAAGUACGACUGGAAUGUACCAAAAUGGGAGCCUGAUCAAAUAAGACGGCUACACAUUGCCGUCCGUACCCAGCUUACAAAGGAUCUGGCUGAAGGGCCUGCGGGGCUGGAUUCUAGGCUAGAACCCGCAGAGAUAUCCAAUCUAUCCCAACUGCUCAACGUAUCACAUGCACGAGUGUUGUAUGGAUUAUACCUUGAUUUUGGACCGACACGUAUGGCCGAUGUCAUAGUUGACCUCUUGCGCAGAAAAGAUUUUGUAAAUGUUAUAGACGCAAUGAAAAGGGAUCCGGACGCCUUCGGUCGUCUUUUCUCAACAUCAGCAGAUUCAUCCCAGGAAUAUAGAACUAGCAGUAGCGUUAGUAGUGCACAAGCAGCCAAUCCUGCCGUAGACCUGGCAUCUCUCUGGUCGCGGGUGGCAGAUGAUGUUAACGGCAACGGCAAAAGUACAAAGUGCAAGCUUGCCACAGAAUGUUGUACUAUAUUUCUCAAUUCCACUCCUGACGGGACGCUUAUAGAGACUGUUACAAAAAAGGAGAUUACAAAGUUGCGCCACUAUACUGCCACCCUGCCACCAAAUGACGAUUAUCUGCAGAGGGGUGCCAAAGUUGCACAAGAGUUGGGACUAACCCUCUACCAGCUGCUGAAGGCAGAUUCGAGGCCGAAAGAUCUAUCGAGCAAACGCUGGGAACACCACGAGGACGAACGGCUGAUACAGCUUGUGCAGAGGCAAGUAAACAUACAUGCUCGCGGACCUAAACGCUCCAAUUCACUCUGCUGGAAAACUGUGGCUCGCCAAAUGGGAAACAAGACAAAUGAACAAUGCAGAUUGCGAUGGAGAGCCAUAGGGAACACCACACUCUGGAACGAAGCCUUCGAUGAUUCGCAGCUUUACAUGUUGCAAAUAUUGCACGCGGCAUAUGGAGAUAACUGGCAAAAAAUAGCGAAAUUGAUGCCAGGUAAACAAGCCCAUCAAUGCAGAAGCAAGUUCCUAUCGUGCAUUUCGCAACCAGAUAGAACUGACUACAUCAGAUACUACAAUGACCUCAAGAAUGCAAUCACUAACCGUAACGCAGCUGUGAAUGUUCGCAAGUGGUGGGCACGAGUGGACUGUUUGGGCAUGAAGAUGCUAAAAAUUGCCAACAUCACAAAGAAUGCGGCCAUCAUGAACGUGCUAGGCGACUUCUACAACUCGGAAGAAAUAAUGUGGCGCAUCAACAGACUAUUCGGCGACGAUUCGCUAAAGAGAACGCAUGCCCUAAAUGGGGUGGAUGUGCUGACGGUGGCGGAAUACCUCAGGCAGUACUCCUCACACAUGGUGUGCAAAAUCUUAAACAGCAUAGUCGUCUCGCUCCUGAAGAAAUCGAAGGUCGGGCACGCAAACGAUUUUAGGAACAUAUUCGAUUUGGGCAAUGUGGGCGAGUCGCAAUUCGCCGAAGCACUCAAAAGACUGCUGGAGCUUUCAUGGCCUUAG
This is a messenger RNA of Babesia ovata, 1581 nucleotides long. Its product is annotated as Myb-like transcription factor. The coding region runs from base 1 to 1581 and encodes 526 amino acids. Gene Ontology annotation, cellular component: nucleus. Gene Ontology annotation, biological process: regulation of DNA-templated transcription. The transcript has 3 exons. Lineage: Eukaryota; Apicomplexa; Aconoidasida; Piroplasmida; Babesiidae. The record is from RefSeq and is a predicted model, not a curated record. Gene Ontology annotation, molecular function: DNA-binding transcription factor activity, RNA polymerase II-specific; RNA polymerase II cis-regulatory region sequence-specific DNA binding.